Molecule: messenger RNA, 2688 nt
Organism: Polypterus senegalus (gray bichir)
Lineage: Eukaryota; Metazoa; Chordata; Cladistia; Polypteriformes; Polypteridae
Product: aldehyde dehydrogenase family 3 member A2-like
Exons: 11
Coding region: 219-1688 (489 amino acids)
Biological process (GO): aldehyde metabolic process
Cellular component (GO): cytoplasm
Molecular function (GO): aldehyde dehydrogenase (NAD+) activity
Source: RefSeq, a predicted model, not a curated record
CAUUUGAAACAAGCCUCUAAGAGGCGCUUCGAAAGCUCGACAUAGUGUCGAAUCUCAGUGUCGAGCGGCCCAUCGCUAGUAAGAGGUCGUCACCAUCCUUGGCGGGAUAGAUUAUCGAGUUCUUAUGACAAGCCGGGGAGACGCGUGUCUAGCACUUUAAGGGCCAGUAAUCAUUCGUGAGCAGCGGCAGUCGGACGAAUUGACACGUUAAAGCAACAAUGGAAAAGCAAGCUGUGGAGAAAGCAAGGGUAGCCUUCAGAUCUGGUAGAUCACGACCCUUAGAGUUUAGAGCUAAACAGCUAAAGGAGAUAAAGAGAUUUUUAAAUGAAAAAGAACAAGAGAUUGCAGCUGCACUGAAAAAGGACCUUAACAAGAACCAAUAUGACACAGCACUUUAUGAACUACUUGGCCUGGAAGGAGAGAUCCAGCUUGCCUUGGAGAAUCUUGAGCAAUGGGCUGCUCCCCGUCCUGCUGAGAAGACCCUCUUAACGAUAUCAGAUGAAGUUUACAUUCAGCCAGAACCUUUGGGUGUCAUCUUGAUAAUUGGUGCCUGGAAUUACCCUAUUGCUCUUGUCAUUCAGCCUCUUAUUGGGGCUAUUGCUUCAGGGAAUGCGGCUGUGAUAAAGCCAUCAGAGGUCAGUGUGCACACAGCCAAGCUCCUGGAGGAGUUUCUAACACAAUACCUUGAUAAGGAUCUUUAUCCUGUUGUAAAUGGUGGUGUUCCCGAGACUCAGGAGCUGCUGAAACAGCGUUUUGAUCACAUAUUCUACACAGGAAAUUGUGCUGUUGGUAAACUGGUAAUGAAGGCAGCCUCUCAUAAUCUCACUCCUGUCACCCUAGAGCUUGGAGGAAAAAGUCCUUGUUAUAUUGACAAAGACUGUGACCUUCGCAUUGCCUGUCGACGAAUUGCUUGGGGAAAGUUUAUAAAUUGUGGGCAGACGUGCAUCGCUCCUGACUACAUCCUGUGUGACCAGAGCCUCCAAGGUCAAAUAGUGGAAGAGCUUAAGAUGGCAUUGAAGGAGUUCUAUGGUGAAGACCCAAAGAAAUCUUUAGACUAUGGUCGUAUUAUCAAUCAGAAGCAUUUUAAAAGGCUCUCAUCACUCUUAGAAGGGGCCAAACUUGCAUUUGGAGGGGAGUGUGAUGAAGCCCUCUGCUAUAUUGCCCCAACAGUACUUACGAAUGUGUCACCACAAGACAAACUAAUGCAAGAAGAAAUUUUUGGCCCAAUUCUUCCUAUGUUGAGUGUUGGGGGUGUAGAUGAAGCCAUUCAGUUCAUCAACCAGCGAGAGAAACCGCUGGCUCUCUAUGUCUUUUCUCAUAACAAGAAGUUAAUAAAGAGGGUGAUUGCAGAGACAUCAAGUGGUGGAGUCACGGCAAAUGACGUGCUGGUACAUUUCUCUGUCAAUGCCUUACCUUUUGGAGGAGUUGGUAACAGUGGGAUGGGAUCCUACCAUGGAAAGCACAGCUUUGAUCGGCUUAGUCACCUUCGUGCAUGCCUUGUCAAGUCUUUGUCCAUGGAGUCUAUGAAUGCUGUUCGAUAUCCACCCUACUCACGAAAGAAGCUGAACUGGGCAAAGUUCUUCAUCCUCAAGCGUGUUCGAAUGGGGUGGCUCAGUAAGCUGUUUGUGUUAGCAAUCAUGACUGCUUUGGGAGCUGUUGUCCUGCAGCUUUACUUCAAGAGAGACUAAUACAAAAACAUGUUGGAUUUCUGCUGAAGCAUCUAAGAAUCGUCAAUGAAUGUUGUUUGGAAUCUUCUUGACUUUUUAUACAUAGUAAAAUGAAAGUGAAUUUUAUAGCAUCAGUUAUUACACAGUCUGACAUACUGAAUGGUGAGCAUGAAGGAGACCAUAGUUAAUGAUCAUGUAAUUGCAAUAUAAUGAAACAGUUUAUAUUUUGAAUGUUGAUGAGCCACCAUUUAAUGUUUGAUUUUUGCCACUCGUUUUUCCCUUGAUUUCACAUAUGCCUGAUCAAGUUUCCUUUGCUCUAGUCUAUUGUAGUUCAGCUAAGCUCAUGUGCUUUUAGUGUAAUAAAUGCAUCAUAUAAAUUUACAUUUCUUUAUUGAUUUUGUUUUAGAUAACACAAUACAAUAAAAUGUCACUUAAAUAAGUACAACAUUAUCAAUCUUUGUUUUUUUUUUUGUUUUUUUUCCUAAAACACUUAGGAAGCAAAAGGAGAACAAUUUCAGGGUACUGUAGGACGUUGAAAGUGAGCUAUGCCCACAAAUGGCUGCCAUAGCUGGUACAAAUGUUGGGUUGACUAUGGAUGGCUAGGUAAUUUUUCAGAGUGGCAAAUAAUAAUACACAGCCUAAGCUACAGUGUAAUAGAUUGUUGUAGGAUAUUUUCAGUUAAGCAAAAUUAGGGGCAAAUUUGCAAAGAAGGAAAACACAGGCUAGAAAAAAUGGUGAUGUAUGAAUGUUCAUUGAGACUUGUGGACUGCAGAGUGAAAAUGCCAGUCUGAUAGGUUUGAGUAGUAGACAAAGGGGAAAAGAAGACCAAAGGAAGACGUGGCACCUGCUUAAAUGGAAAUACUGUCUGUUAAAUGCCCAGUCUCAUCCUGGGUGCAUUCUAGUCUCGGCUCGAGGAGGUGAAUGUGCAAUAUCAUUUCCAAUAAGUUUAACUAAUGAUAAGCUAAUGCUGAACCUAUUCUGCAAAGGCUGAAUAACAGUGAUAUGUAAAAAAAAAAAAAAA